This is a messenger RNA of Salvia miltiorrhiza (redroot sage), 1110 nucleotides long. Its product is annotated as ethylene-responsive transcription factor 4-like. Gene Ontology annotation, molecular function: DNA binding; DNA-binding transcription factor activity. The coding region runs from base 243 to 896 and encodes 217 amino acids. NCBI's taxonomy places the organism in Eukaryota, Viridiplantae, Streptophyta, Magnoliopsida, Lamiales, Lamiaceae. The transcript has a single exon. Gene Ontology annotation, biological process: regulation of DNA-templated transcription. The record is from RefSeq and is a predicted model, not a curated record.
UACAGUAUAUACAUACAUACUCUCUCAAUUACUUGGGCGGCGGCCCCCAUUCCGCCCCCAGUCAAAUCCCUCGUUGACCGCGCCACCCCCUACCCCCCAACCCAAACAUUUUCCCUAUAUAAAAAGGAGCUUCCGCAAACCAUAUCCAUAGCCCAUCUCAACACCAGCUUUCUCUCACUAGAAAAAAUUUAACAGAAUUAUUGUGCGGAACGGUUUGCGACGGAGAGGUAGGGAGAUCGAGAAUGGCGAUGAAGGAGAAGGCGGCCGGCGGCGGCGGAAACGGAAAGGCGGGCGGCGUCAAGGAGGUGCACUACAGGGGGGUGAGGAAGAGGCCGUGGGGGCGGUACGCCGCCGAAAUCCGCGAUCCGGGGAAGAAAUCUCGCGUCUGGCUCGGGACCUUCGACACCGCCGAGGAGGCGGCGCGUGCCUACGACGCCGCGGCGAGGGAAUUCCGCGGCGCUAAGGCGAAGACGAACUUCUCGGACGGCGGCGGCGCCGCCGCCGCCAUCCACAGCCCCAGCCAGAGCAGCACCGUGGAGUCCUCCAGCGCCGAUCUCAACGCGCGCGCGCCGGUCGUCGAGCUCGAUCUCACGCGCCGCCUCGGCGCCGUGCCCGAUCGGGGAGUCACCGUCGCGGAGGCCGGUCCGAUCGGCGGCUACCAGUUCUUCCGGCGCCAGCCGACCAUGGCCGUGCUGCCGAACGGGCAGCCGGUCAUCCUCUUCGAUCCGGCCAUGGCGGCGGCGUACCGGCUUAACGCCGCCGCGUACGGCCGCGGCGGCGCCGUGCAGAGCGACUCCGACACCUCGUCUGUGGUCGACGAGAACAAUUUUGACGGCGCCGAGGCGAAGAGGGGCCUGGAUCUCGAUCUCAACAUGCCGCCGCCCGUCGAGGUUUGAAAAUGGCGGCAAUCACCGAGGAAGGAUCUCGAAUUUGAUCGUAACUUGAGGAAGAAACUGACGUCUGAUUUCUGUAAAUAUAUCUGAGAAAGAAGAAAUUAAAAAAAAAAAAAAACCCUUGUUUUUUUUGCAGCUAAGAGUAAUUUCUCUGGGUUGUUACAAUCGCGGCCGCCGCGGCUAUUAGGGUUUGAUUAAUUCACGUUCUCAUUGUUAA